CGCGGGCAUGGCUGCCUGGCCCGGGCUCCCUGCAUUUGAGCCGCUUCCAGAAGCUGACAAACCAGACUGGUUACAGCCAGGCUCGGCCCCAGCCCUGCCUGGCCCACGGCAAGAGGCAGCUGCCUGCACGGGUGCCUGCCACGCCUGCACCCUUCUGGCACAGCAGGCAGCGCCCGGCAGCGCCCAGCUCAGUGCCCUCUCCUCGGGACCGUGGUGGGUCAGUACUGCGUUGGUGCUGGGGAGGAGGAAGAGGAGGAGGAGGAAAAGGCUGUUGGGUGCUCACGGUGCUGCCCCUCUUGGGGUGGCCUCGGGGAGGCUGAUGGGGCUGCGCCCAGCUCUAGAGGCUCCUGACCCACCGGUCUGGGAGGGCGCCCCAAAGCGCACCGGGGGGAUGUUGGGACUCUGUGUGGACACUGCUGCCUUCAAACCCUUCGGGCAGCCCUGCUGAAGGAGUCCCGCACCCAGCCCCGAGGGGACCCGGCGGGCGGGGGCGAGCAGGGUGGCUGCUCUGGCCACCCUGAUGGAGUCGGCGGCGGGUGAAGGGGCAGAACCUGGGCCGGUGCAGGCAGCCGGUGAGGGAGGCUGUGCCAGGCAGCAGGACGAGAGCGAGACCGUGGGGUCGGGGGACCCCGGGGAGCCGCCCCAACACUGUGGAGAGGAGUCUGCUGCUGCCUGGAGAUGCUGGGAGCUGCCACCGACGGAGGAUGCCAGGGAGCCGCUCCUGCCCGGGCAUGAGCAGCCUGCCCACGGUGCCUCCCUGCCUGCGGGGCAGGAUCCUCCCGCUGCCGACACCAUCCCCGUCCUGCCCCGCUGGGAGAGCCCGUGGCCCAGCUCCGAAAGCGUCUCUAGCUCCAUCCUGAGCCUCUUCGGCGAGGCAGAGAAGGCAUCGAGCGCUGGCACGGCGGUGGCAGCGGAGCCGUGCCCUGUGCUGGCGGGCAGCGAGAACGAGUGCCCCAUCUGCACGGAGCCCUACGACGAGCAGCGGCACAAGGCGGCCGUGCUGAACUGCAGCCACGGGCUGUGCCGCGCCUGCCUGCGGGCCAUCAUGGACACGGCCACCGGCGCCGAGCUCGGCCGCGUGCGCUGCCCCAUCUGCCGCCAGAAGACACCCAUGCUGGAGUGGGAGAUCUGCAAGCUGCAAGAGGAGCUGCUCCUGCUGCACGCCCAGCCCGGCUCUCCCGGAGCCCUGGCCACCCCUCGGCCCCCUGCCCUGCCGCCCCGGCGUCCGGGCCUGGCCGGCGCCCUCGAGCAUCGCUUCCAGGUGCGCUUCCACACCAGCCGCAUGUUCGGGUGCCUGCCCUGCGUGCGGUACCCGCCCUGCCUGAUCCGCGCCCUGACCCGGCUGGAGCGGCGCUGCCGCUGCUGCUACCUCCUGCUGCUGGCGCUGCUGCUGGCGGCAGAGAUGCUCAGCCUGCUCCUCAUCUUCCUCCCCAUCCUCCUCAUGGUGAUGCUCUUCCUCAUCCUCGACAAAUAGCGCUGGCUUUGUGCUCUCCGGCUGAGCAUGCGUGGGGAAGGAGCCCGGCUCCGGCUCUGCCCGCGGCCGUGGUGCCAGCGGGGAGCAGGCCUGUGACCCUGGUGCCUGGCACACCUGGCAAUGCCCGUGAGCCCGGAGCGGAUGAGGCAGUGUAGGAGCAGGAGCAGGCAGCAGAGGGAGACGACCCUGGAGCUGGGCAUUACCUGCACCGCGGCACCGGUGACACAUUGCUGCCGCAGCCCGGGGGCGGAUGGAGUGGGAGCCCUUCCUACGCUGGGGCACAUCCCUGCCGGGGGGCUGGGCACCAGAGAGGCUCUGGGGGCAGAGCAGGGCUGUGCCACGGGCUGUGCCAUGGGCUGUGCCACGGGCUGUGGCACCUGCACCCAGGACAAAUGGGCUGGGAUCCCCCAGCACGGACUGAAAAUACAACCUGUGUUUGUACCACA
Molecule: messenger RNA, 1920 nt
Organism: Serinus canaria (Common canary)
Lineage: Eukaryota; Metazoa; Chordata; Aves; Passeriformes; Fringillidae
Gene: RNF229
Exons: 1
Coding region: 521-1474 (317 amino acids)
Biological process (GO): protein K29-linked ubiquitination; protein autoubiquitination; intrinsic apoptotic signaling pathway in response to endoplasmic reticulum stress
Cellular component (GO): endoplasmic reticulum membrane
Molecular function (GO): ubiquitin protein ligase activity
Source: RefSeq, a predicted model, not a curated record